AUGGCCAAAGCUUAUAUUCUGGGCAGCCUAGGACCAAGACCGUCACACUACUGUCAGCCACGAAAGCCAGUGGCUCCCAUAGGGGUGGCCGCAGUUGUAACAUUUGUUGCAAUGGCGUUAGUGCUUCGAGUGGUGAUGCAGUUUGUUGGACUUUUAUUAUCUUUGCUGGGAUGGGUUCUGUCCGUUAUUACAACUUAUCUGCCACAUUGGAAGCACCUCAACCUGGACUUGAACGAAAUGGAGAACUGGACCAUGGGACUCUGGCAAGCCUGCGUCGUCCAAGAGGAAGUGGGGACGCAGUGCAAGGACUUUGAGUCCUUCCUGGCUCUGCCGGCCGAACUCAGGAUCUCCAGGAUUUUAAUGUUCCUGUCCAACGGCCUGGGGCUCCUGGGCCUGCUGGUCUCCGGCUUUGGCCUGGACUGCCUGAGGAUCGGAGAGACGCGGCCAGGCCUCAAGAAGGGACUGCGGGUCCUGGGAGGGGCUCUGCUCUGGGCGGCAGGCGUCGCGGCCCUGGCCCCGGUGUCUUGGGUGGCCCACAUGACCGUCCAGGAGUUCUGGGACGACACCGUGCCGGAGAUCGUGCCCCGCUGGGAGUUUGGGGAAGCCCUCUUUCUGGGCUGGUCCGCCGGGCUUUCCCUCCUCCUGGGAGGGUGCCUGCUCAACUGUGCGGCCUGCGCUCCCCAGGCGGCUCCGGCUUCGGGCACCUAUGCGGUGGUGGAGACGCAGACUCAGUGUCUGUGCCUGGAAAAUGGAACGGCAGACCCCAGAGUGUAA
Molecule: messenger RNA, 774 nt
Organism: Hyaena hyaena (striped hyena)
Lineage: Eukaryota; Metazoa; Chordata; Mammalia; Carnivora; Hyaenidae
Product: putative claudin-24
Biological process (GO): cell adhesion; bicellular tight junction assembly
Cellular component (GO): plasma membrane; bicellular tight junction
Molecular function (GO): structural molecule activity
Source: RefSeq, a predicted model, not a curated record